Messenger RNA from Talaromyces rugulosus, 2721 nucleotides. Its product is annotated as chitin synthase I. Lineage: Eukaryota; Fungi; Ascomycota; Eurotiomycetes; Eurotiales; Trichocomaceae. The record is from RefSeq and is a predicted model, not a curated record. Bases 1 to 2721 code for a protein of 906 amino acids. The transcript has 4 exons. Gene Ontology annotation, cellular component: cell septum; cell periphery. Gene Ontology annotation, molecular function: chitin synthase activity.
AUGAAUCCUCAUCAUCCUGACAAUCGCACCCCGUCGCCUGCGCGGCCAUUGAAUCCAUCGCUACACCCCUACCAACAUGAAACAGAGUUUCAGCCUCUACAGAUGCCCUCGACCGAUCACCUCUUGGACCAGCCAACGUACUCGGUGGAAGGUAUCAACAACUCCUAUGGUCACAAUGAACGAUUCGAGGAGCACGUCCCGCAGACUUACCCUCACGAGUACACGUUACGCCCAGAAGACCACCAUGACGCCUACUACAACCAGCCAUACGAGCCGACAGGAUCGCCUCAUGAUGACUAUGAUCUAGCAAACUACCCUGCACAACACCCAUCUCCUUACCAGGAUGACCGGGUCCCGAUUUUGCAAAGCGACAACCCAUACGGCCCCAAUCCAUUCGAGCCCCCCGCUUACCCGCAGCCUGGAGAGUAUACAGAUGAUCCGCCGUUGCAAGCUGCGCCGUCUCCAAGUCCGACGCCUCUUCGAAGAUGGAAAACAGUCAAGGAGGUGCAGUUGUUUCGCGGAAACUUGGUUCUCGAUUGCCCGGUGCCACCCAAGCUGUUGACCCAGGUUCCCCAUGUCCAGCCACCUGAGCGUGAUGAGUUUACACACAUGCGAUACUCGGCCGCGACGUGCGAUCCAGCCGAGUUCUACAACGAGCAAUUUACGCUUCGACAGACCCUGUUUGCGAAACCGCGCCACACGGAACUUUUCAUCGUCAUUACCAUGUACAAUGAGGACGAGUUUCUGUUUGCGCGUACCUUGAUCGGUGUGUUCAAGAAUAUCGAGUACAUGUGCUCGAGAAGCAAUAGCAAGACAUGGGGCAAGGAAGCAUGGAAGAAGAUCGUGGUUUGCGUUAUCAGUGAUGGUCGUGCCAAAAUCAACCCUCGUACACGCGCUGUACUAGCUGCUCUAGGUGUGUACCAGGAUGGUAUCGCCAAGCAAAAGGUCAAUGGCAAGGACGUGACGGCCCAUAUUUACGAGUACACGACGCAGUUGGCGCUCCAACUCAAGGGUACACAAGUUUCCGUGAAAGGACGAUCUGCCACUCCCGUGCAGAUGGUAUUCUGUCUGAAGGAGAAGAACCAGAAGAAAAUCAAUUCCCACCGCUGGUUUUUCCAGGCCUUUGGUCGCGUGCUCGAUCCCAAUAUUUGUGUUUUGCUCGAUGCCGGUACACGGCCUGGUCGGGAUUCCGUUUACCAUUUGUGGCGAGCAUUCGACUUGGAGCCCAUGUGUGGAGGAGCUUGUGGUGAAAUCAAAGUCAUGUUGGACAAAGGAAAGAAGCUCAUCAACCCGCUGGUCGCGGCUCAAAACUUCGAAUACAAGAUGAGCAACAUUCUGGAUAAACCACUGGAAUCAGCAUUCGGUUUCAUUUCUGUCCUGCCGGGUGCCUUUUCGGCUUACCGAUACGUUGCGCUACAAAACGACAAGACUGGCCAGGGGCCGCUUGAGAAAUAUUUCGCUGGCGAAAAGAUGCACGGUGCCAAUGCCGGAAUUUUCACGGCCAACAUGUACCUGGCCGAAGAUCGAAUUCUUUGCUUUGAGAUUGUCACCAAAAGAAAUUGCCGCUGGCUUUUGUCAUACGUCAAGUCUGCGAAUGGCGAAACGGAUGUGCCUGACCGUAUGGCCGAGUUCAUUCUACAGCGUCGUCGUUGGCUGAACGGAAGUUUCUUCGCCGCGGUCUAUGCUAUUGCCCACUUUUACGAAGUCGGAAGGAGUAGCCACAGUUUCAUGAGAAAGUUCAUGCUUGCUUUUGAGUUCUUCUUCCAGACAGUCAACAUGCUCUUUUCCUGGUUCGCCAUUGGCAAUUUCUUCCUGGUUUUCCACAUCCUGACAGAAUAUCUGGGUUCAGACGACCUUCUGGGAACUGCCGGUAAAGUCUUGGGUGUUGUCUUUGAGUGGAUCUAUCUUUGUACGCUGGUCGCCUGUUUCAUCUUAUCACUGGGUAAUCGACCCCAGGGUUCGAAUAAGUGGUACAUGACCAUGGUCUACUUUUGGGUGAUUGUCAUGAUAUACCUCACGUUUGCAGCAAUCUUCGUCACUGUCAAAUCGAUUCAGGCAGACGUCGCUAAGGAUGGUUUCACAUUUAGUGAUUUGUUUACCAACUCGCAGUUUUUUACUAUUAUUGUGUCUCUUGCUUCGACAUAUGUGAUGUGGUUUGUUGCAUCCUUGGUCUUUUUCGAUCCAUGGCACAUGGUGACUUGCCUCCUCCAAUACCUGCUUCUGUCUCCGACCUACACAAAUGUGCUCAACGUUUAUGCCUUCUGUAAUACUCACGAUGUUACCUGGGGUACAAAGGGUGACGACAAACCCGAAAAGCUGCCUUCUGCCAACGUCAAGCCCGGCGGCAAAGUCGAUGUCAACAUUCCCCAAGAUAGCAGCGAUUUGAACGCCCAGUAUGAGCUCGAACUUACCGCCUUUGCUAGCAAACCACCCAAGGAAGUGCGCAUUGUUCCCGAGGCAGAAAAACAGGAGGAUUAUUACAAGGGAUUCCGAAGUGGAGUCGUGUUGGUGUGGAUCUUUUGCAACUUUGCCCUCGGUGCUGUGGUGUUGAGUACGGCCGGGUUGGAAAACCUUGACUCGAGCACCAGUUCUAGUGACACCGAAAACAAGCGGGCAAACAUCUACAUGUCUGUUAUUUUGUGGAGUGUUGCUGGUCUGUCGUUGAUCAAGUUCUUUGGCGCGAUGUGGUUCUUGGUAGUACGCAUGUUCCGCGGCGUUUAA